AUUGUCACUGACAGUCGGAUUAUUCCCUCACAGCAGCAGCCUGCUCCCUCUCAUCCUCCUGCUCUCCGCCCGACAAUGCGGGCACCAACUCAGGAUCUAUAGGCUCUCCGUCGCGCGUCCUCUCCUGCACGGUAAGAGAAUCUGCUUCCCGACCGCAAAGGUUUCUGUGCUGCCCGCCAGGCUGCCGCUGCCGCUGCCGGACUGUCCCAGUGAUGUCGCCACGUCCACAGAUCUGAGCGAUUUUCAGGUUGAGUUGAAAGAAACGGGAACAAGGAUAAGUCCCAGUCCUGACACCAGCUCCUAGUACCAUCCCUCCGUCCACCCCCUGACCCCACCUCCCCUCACCCCUACCACAGCUCCAGGGCUCUCCAAGGGUUCCUCCCCGGGUUCUCCAAAGGGUUCUCUGCGGUGUUCUGGAAAGCGCCAUACGCCUCGGGGCCUUGGACCUUCAUGCGUCUCCCAGCGGCAGAGUCCACCCACACCUCCACCCACCACACCACCACCACCACCACCAUGAACUGUGAGCAGGAGUUUGGAGACGGGGCCAUGGGAGUGACACUCACACUGCGCCUCCUCAUGCACGGAAAGGAAGUAGGAAGCAUUAUCGGAAAGAAAGGGGAAACGGUGAAGAGAAUACGAGAAGAGAGCAAUGCGAGGAUCAACAUCUCAGAGGGCUCCUGUCCAGAGAGGAUCAUCACCAUCACGGGGCAGACGGACUGUGUGUUCAGAGCCUUCACCAUGAUCACGUUCAAACUGGAGGAGGACCUGUCAGCCUUGGUAGCCAAUGGCACAGUGACCAGCAAGCCUCCAGUCACCUUACGAUUGGUCAUCCCGGCCAGCCAGUGUGGCUCCCUCAUCGGCAAGGGCGGGUCUAAGAUCAAGGAGAUCAGAGAGACGACAGGUGCCCAGGUGCAGGUGGCAGGUGACCUCCUCCCCAACUCCACAGAGAGAGAGGUGACGAUAUCAGGGAGCCAGGACGCCAUCAUCCAAUGUGUUAAACUCAUCUGCACUGUAAUCCUAGAGUCUCCGCCAAAGGGAGCGACUAUUCCAUACCGACCCAGCCCGACCCAGGGAACUGUGCUGCUGGCAGGAAACCAGCUCUUCUUCUCAUCUGCUAAUAAACAGGUGUUCGAGGCGUCAGACUUUGGCUCUCACCCCCUGUUCUCAGUGGCACAGGGAGGAGUGGACCUGCAGCAAACAUACGCAGUACAGAGUCACUACGGCAUUCCACAUUCGGAGCUCGCAAAGCUCCACCAGUUGUCAAUGCAGCAACAGGGCCUGGCCCCCAUGAGCCAAUCAGCGACACAAGUUCUACCUGGAGGGGUGGACGCAAAUUCCCAAACCACGUCUCAGGAGCUCCUCAUUCCAAACGACCUGAUUGGCUCAAUCAUCGGUCGCCAGGGCACCAAGAUAAAUGAGAUCCGGCAGGUGUCGGGGGCUCAGAUCAAGAUCGGCAGUCAGAUCGACAGCACCAGCGACCGUCACGUCACCAUCACCGGCACACCGAUAGCCAUCAACCUGGCUCAGUACCUAAUCACUUCAUGUUUAGAGACCGCCAAAUCCACCGCCCAGUCCUCCUCCAUGCCGUCUCCCGUUGACCUGACCAUGAGCUUCACCCAGCCCGCCCCCCCUGCCUCCGCCUCGUCCUCCUCCUCCUCCCCCCUGGCAGCGAUGGGCGCCCCACUGUCCCACGCUCCCAUCCUGGGCGCUCCCUACGCCCUCCCCCUCUCCAGCCUCCUGGGGAUGAAAUCCAUCCCUUACCUGGCACUCUCCACCCCUCCUGCCUCAGCAGCAGCAGCAGCGGCGGCGGCGGCGGCUAUCGGGGCUCCCGGGUUCCCGGGUUCGAUGCAGACGGCAGCCGUUCCGGUUCAGGCUCAUGCAGCGGCGGCCCUGGCGUCCUACACGGCCAAGAUCUCAUCCUCAGCCAACGGGAUGAAGAAGCCGGAGAGACAGAAGUUCGCGCCAUACUAACGAAGGGGGAAUGAAAGGAUGAGUUUGCGUCACUGAGGUAGCUUCUGGGAAUGAGGCUGGUUUUUAGAUGGAAGGGCAGUUCCAUCUUUUACUCUCUUUUCCUUAUUACUCUCUCUUUCUCACUUCUUCCUCUGCCUCUCCGUCUCUCUUAUUCCUUUCUUCUUGAUCACUCAAAAAUGUCAAAGUGGGAUAAUUGGAACAUGUAUGAUUUCAGAUGUGACUCGACGACAUGGACGCCACGCGCAGCAACAGAUAGGGUUUGUCUGAGCGGCCGAGCAGCGCUGGCACAGUGCAAGUGUUUCUCCACUGCACCGCGCAGCAUGAUGAGCUGUGCUUCGUCACAAACCACGCCUGCAGCUCUUCAUCUGACUGCUCACUGUUUGUACUACCCCCCCCUGCAGUAUUUAAAACUGAUCCGCUGACCAAAUAGUGCAGAAUACGUCCUGUUUGUUUUGAGUAAUAGCACUGCUAAAGACGAUCUGUUAACUUGGGGACAAAUACAUUGCAUUUCCUCUUCCUUCCUCACAAGCGAAGCCUCCCGCCGGUUCGCGGAAGCAGCAACAGCAAUGAACACAACUCCGACAUGGCUGAAAGCGACCAGCAAACAGUGAAAUGAGGCUGCUAUUUUGAUAUUUGAAAGUACAAACAGGAACUCGGUAGUGAAACUAAACUCCAAACAACAGAGAUUCAGGUAGAAGUUAUAAAAGUACUGAGAGACUUUUAAAAACACCGGUCACUGGUGCAGCCACACAAGACGGGGGGGGGGGGCAUCGUGGGUUGGCCGUGGUCGGCCCUUCUACCAAGACGGCUAUCCCCUGCUGUGAGGCCGUAGUGGAAACACGUCAUCGCGGCUUGGCACGGUGCGGCUAAAGAGGACCGACCCGGGCCCGAGGAACCUGACCUUUUCUACGGGACACAAACACCAUAUUUGUGUCAGCUUUUUUUUUUUUUGAGUGGCAAUUUCAAAAACAGAGUUUUAUGAGCGCUUAAAUCCUCAAAGCCAGGUGAGAUCGGCGAGGAUGUCGCAGACUGAAAAAGACAAAAAUAUCCAGCACAGCGUCUGCGUGUUCACACGUACUCACGAUCCUGACAGUGAGUACUAAUUAUUAUUAGGCAGCAUGUGGGAUAUUGAUGACUUUUCAUUUCUCAGUGGUGAUUCAAAAUUAAAAAAGUAGACAAUCCUGUACAGCGGCUUCCUGAAAGUCGAUGGAGCACUAUAUUUGGUGUUUGUUUAGCAUUGCUUGUGCGUGAAAGCUGCAUGUUUCUGUGCAGAUAUUCCCUGGUUUAAUAAACCCCUCAGGGUCGCCGACUCCUCUCUGCUUCCCCCGGAUAGACAAGUGGUCUUCAGCACAGCCAUAACUCUUAUUUUGGGAAACUGUUGGAAAUCUAAUUUUCCUUCCUACCCAGACAAACCCAGCGAUGCGUCCGUGUCCCUGUGUGCAGUUUGUAGGUACCGCGUGUCGACCGGUAAGCUUAAUUCAGGGAAUGAACGAGAUCAUCUCAGUAGCAGAGAAAAACACGCCACCCGCCACCCUGAGCACCCUGAGGUGAACCAUCACAUAAAAACAGGCAACAUUUACAUUAACGACAUUUUAUGAUACGUUUCAACCACAUCAAAAUGCAAAAAUAUAAAUACCACCGUAUUAAAAAAACAGUUAAAUAUGCAGUUCUUCUCACGGCUGCCGGUUGUCUAAUGUUAACGCGCUUUCUGGCCUCCAGCUGAGCCCCACACACUGUAAACCAGAAAGAACAAAUACAGAAAUAUCUCAAAACUGUUCUAACUUUGGCAGAAAAGUGUUUAUUCGUGCAGCCCGUCACUUAUAAUAAAGAGGCUGAUUGAGAAAAUAAGGGCCUUUACAUAUUUAUCUGUGAAUCCACGCAGCAGCUCAGCCUAAAACUGUUUAGAGGCCUUUGUUAUGUCACUUAGUAACGAUGUAAAGGGUGCGCAGUAAUGUGCGUUGUACUGGGGGGGGGGGAAGAAAAACAAGUAAACUUAAACUUUCCUGUAGUACAUGUAGAUUUCCACAAACAACAACAACAACAGUAGAUGUAUUUUGGUUUGACCAUUUUUUUUUAUCUUUAAGUUUAAAAGUGAUUUCCCUACUUUUUAAAAAAGGACCUGCUUCUUGAUUCCGUAAAUAUGCUGGAAUAAAGAUAUGAAAGAGCUCCGAGUUAAAAACAAACAAACUUAAAGUGACAUAAAUAAAAGCAUCAAAUUCAAAUUCAGCAGAAUCCGAAACUAUCGCAGCAGCUCGGAGCGUUUGAGGCUUUCACAUCGUCGUUUUCCAAUAAUCCCACUUUACGUCUCUCACUAAAAGGUCCGUUUUGUUCGACUUCGUAGCUCUGCCCAGGCCAGAGUGACCGUUUGGAGGCGUUUGUAGCUACUGUGUGAUGAUACUGAUGUUAAAAAGGUUAUUUGGGCCACAAAGCCUGUAAAAGCCAUAGAGACUAUUCAGCUUUUCCUUCCCCGUCUGUUUCCUGCUCUCUUUGUCCCCGGCUCCGUAUUCUAUUGUAUACUCUCAUAUUUAUUGACUAAUAUGAAAUAUUCCCUCAGCGUUUAUAUCACUGGUCACUAACACUGAGCUGAACGACUCGGCUUUUGUAUACAAUGAUGUCUACUUGUACAUGACUACUUCCUUUCUGCUUCCUGUCUGUUUUGUUUCUUUAUUUGUAGUAUUUGUUGUAUAGAGUUUUUUAAAAACAUACACCAGAUUUAAAAAAAAAAAAAAAACAAAAACAAAAAACGUAUUUUUGCGCUAACAGUCUGUACUUGUUUUUGUUCACUAAUUCUCAUUUGAAAUGUGUUGUUUAAAUUAUUUUUUAACUUAUUAUUAAAAAGGAGUAUUACAUUUACAGUUUUAGAAAACAAAAUCUCUCUUUUUUCCAACAUGGCUGCAGGUAAAUACUGUAAAACUGUAUUUGAGGUUUUCUUUUUCUUUUUCUUUUUUAAGUUGUGUGAACAAAAUUAACUUUGUUUUUGUGUUGGAAAAAAAUAAUUAUUACUGUAAUGCUAAUAACCAGAUGUUUUUGUUAGAUAGAAGUGUAGUGUUUUCACUUGUGAGCUCAAACUGGACAUUUUACCACGCACACACUUUCUAACUGGGGACGUGUGUUUGUAAAUGUCUGCCCUGCUUCUCAACUUUCAGCAUCCGCAGAACUAGAAUAAAGUACAACUACCACUUCCUGUAGAAAGGUGAUAUAUACAGAAGGAGACCACAGGUUAUUUAUAUUUCCUGACAUCGAUUUAAAAAGGUGCAACAGUGACGCGCUGUGCUGCUGCAGCCGUGGUGGCCUGCAGUUUACAGAAACAAUCAAAUACGAUUUGAUUUUUAAUUUCAUUUGUAUGUAGAAAUAACUACAGCGAGGAGCUUUGGUAAAGUUACUUUUGAAAGCAAGACAUGUCAGUGCUAUUGAUCGGCUCUUUGCCGAUAUAUCAGGGACAUACUGUGAUAGGAGGCAGCCAAAAUCUGGCUUUUCCUGUAGAUUUAAGGGACAAAUCCAUCACUCACUCACAGUGUUAUGGAUGGAAUCAACAUUUUGUGGUGUAAAAGUACAGUAAGCCAUCAAAAUCACCUGCCUCUAGAUGUAAAAUUGAUAGAAAAGGUGCUUUCGGGUAGGGAGCCAUUAUUAAAUUGGUUACUAAUUGGUCAAAGCCAAAAUACCAGUGAGCUCCUGCAGCAGCCUGCGCUGCGAUCCAUUAAAGCAUCAUUCAUUCAAUUAGGCAUUUUCAGUCUGCCGAUGGCGGCACGGUCGCGAGCAUUGCUCGACUACAGCCAUUGUCAGAAAAUGAUCACAAGUUAUGAAUGUGUUGAUAUUAUUAGUAACAUAAAGCACCAACAAAACCUCUAGACAUCGGUUUUUAUUGUUUAUGCCCGAGAUGAAACAAAUGAUGAUAACAUUUUAAAUGAUACCAAGUACUUUUCGCUGAUAACACUUCUCUACUUUUACUGAAGCAGGAUUGUGAAUGCAGGUAUUUCACUUGUUUACUUUAAACUGUCAUACGGGUACUUUUACUUAAGAGUACUUCUUCCACCGCUGCUGCACAUCACCAUUUUCAGACUUUAGUCUACAGACGAUUUUAAGUAAAGUGUUGGAUAUUGAUCCCUGCUGUGUUACAGUGAUUGAUGGAGUACCAGAUUAGGAUUGGGGUUCUUCUACUUAUUGUAGUUCUGUGGCUGAGUCCCUCCUCUGUGUGUGAAAGCAGAGAGCAAAGUUUAUUUUAUUUCUAUUGUUCCAACUAAACUGAUGCUCAGCGCGGUUUACUGUCCUUGCCAGAGUGUCGGAGACUAAUGCUGCAUGUUUGCUCGGCCUCACUAACACACACACACACACACACACGUAAAUAUACACAAAGAUUAAAUUAGUGUAACGCACACAGAUUCAACCAACUGACUUGUAAACAGACAGAAACACACACACACACACACACACACAGGCCUCGGCCAUUGCACUGACUCCCUCUUCACUGACAGUGUGAACUAAAAGCAAUACUAAACAGAGCCGGAUGAGUAGCUACACGUUGGCAGGCAAAUAUACGUGCGUGUACUUUUCAACUGUAACAAAUACAUUAAUAUUUAACUUGAUGGGUUGUCGAUGCAUAGAGUUCUCUGUUCCUUUUCUUUGUUUUUAAAAAAAUAAUGAUGAUAAUAAUGUGGUAAAUUAAACAAGCUCACUUAUUUUUAUAAAGUCAGAUAACCUUGUUGAUGAACUGAAAUGAACUGUGGACGCCGUGUUUAAUCACGCCACUCAUCCGUCCUCUCCACGCUCAGUUUGUGUCUUUCAUUUCAUUCUUUCUGGUCAUCGUCCACGUGUCUUUUGUCUAUUUGCAUGAGUCUGACUUGAAUCGAUGUCUAUGCAAAAACAUCUCCGUGUGGUUCGGCUCAGUGAUCCGUGUGUGGGUGCACAUGGAGGCUGUGCUGGUGCUGGUGAAGUGCAGCUGAAAUGAAAGGGCUACAGUGGACUACGGGUCUGGCUCGCAAUGCAUCUGCCCUGAUGAUCGAUUCAUAAAUUAGUUUACAAAUGGAGAGUAAGUCCAGUCCGAUACUUCGGUUUACCUAAAUGACACAGCUGCAAGCUAGCGUAACCGGUCCACUUUAGGUCGUGCUGUAUAUAUGGGCCGCAUCACAGCUUUCUUUCAUUUUACUCUUACCAAAAUGAUAAAAUAGAACUCAAAUACAAAAUAGUUCCCACAAAGCUCCGACCAAACCCUCCGGCACAAAGAACCGGACUGGGUGAAUAACCCGUCAAUAUAUUCUGUUGGAUGUCUUAACCCUUUGAGACCCACAUUAAGACCUUUCCGUUUUUGCAUAUCUUUGUGUUUUGCCUUAUAAAGUUGUCAUUUUUUACAGUAUUAUCAAGUUUCAACGUUCCCAGAGUCAGCACAACCUCAGAUAAUUAUAUGUAUCACUCAAUAAAGACUUCUAUUCACUAUAAUAGGGGAUAUUAUCCCAUAAAACUAAAAUAAAUCCCAGAAAACUGAACUUUAAAUUUUAUUAACAGCACUGAAAACCAUGAUAACAAAAUAAAAACUGAACAUAGAAAGUUGCAGACAUUUGUUUGGGUUGUGCUAGAAGUGGUUUGAAGAGUCUAGUCUCUUGUGUUUAUGAGUUAUGCCCAUUUUUUGGAAAGUGUUGGCCAGGAAUUGUCACUGUUUUCCCUGCCAGUGCAUAUCCCUAAAUAUGAUAUGCAUCAUGGCAGUUCCUGUCCACAAUCACACCCAGGGGCAUCUGGCAUACCUUGCACCAGAAUGGGGUCUUCUUCCUGGUCCUGGAGGGGAUAUUUGUGGUUGGUCAGGGGGGAGGCGGCCUUCCUCUUCUCCUCCUCCUUCCACUCUGUUGGUGGCCCAACUUUUCAGCUUCCACACUAUAACAUAUGAAAAUAAAUAAAUAAAACUAAUAAAAUUAUAAUAAUAAUAACUUUAUAUAGGCUAUCUAUAUACUGUAAAAUAGUUUACAGUAGUAUUUGGUUGGUUUCUUUCACUUACUAUUUACUUCCACCCUAUACUAUUCUACAAUAAUAGUCUGUUUAUUUUACAUACUAUACAUUUACCAUGCUAUUAUUAUUAUUAUUAUUAUUAUUAUUAUUAUUAUUCCAUCCUAGUUCGCAAAAACAAUAUAUCUGCAAUCCAAAAUCACAUGCCCCUACUCAUUUCAAAAUACUUACUUUUCCUCGUAAGGAUCUAUAUCGUCAGCAAAAUGUCGCUCGUUCUCCGAAUAGCACGACUCUGGCGCAGAGUCGUCGUCGCCACUUUAUAUCUUCGCCUUGGAAAAUAAGCUCUAGUGCCUCGGCAGCGCUGAAUUUCUUUCUCGCCAUAUCUUCUGUAUUUCUUUUUUUCUGUCACUGAAGUUAUAACUGUGUACCAUCUUUUCUCCUCUGCUCUCCUCCGAAUAAUCAGUCGAGCCCUUUGAAUCAGACAUUUCGAUUGGCUGUGACGUCAUCCGCUGUAGCCAAUAGCAGUGUCCGAUUCAGACACGUGACUCUUAAAUCACCAACAAAGAUGGUGAAUGAGAACUGAUCUAUAUACAUACAGAAAGAAUGAGCAACGCGCUGGGCAGAGGGUGAUUUUAUCCACUUUCUUUUUACAACUUUUCAUAUUAGACGUACUGACGGAAGUAAAUGACUCGCAUGCACAAACAGGGGCUUUCCCGUUAGCUCCGUUCCUCUAGUUUAACAGGGAAAAAACAGCAUGUCUCUAGCUUAAACCAUUGAGGAGUAAUGAUGCUCAAAAGACAACAUGAUAUUUGGGAGCGUAUACGCCCCCCGUGGGAGGAUCUAUCGGCAGAAAUGGAAUAUAAUAUUCAUAAGUAUGUUUUCAUUAGUGUAUAAAUCACCUGAAAAUAAGACUUGUUGUGUUUUCGUUACCUUAGAAUACACCGUUCGGUAAAAGUAAAAGUCCGUUUCGCUUUUUCCCCCCACUAUCCCAAACAGUUCAGUCCAAUCCAGCUCACAAACACAAAAAGAUAAAACUCCUCUCCGGGUUUUACCCCUGGGUAAAGCAAACCAAAUCAGGAAAAUCAAGAUUUAAAGAAAAGCGUCUGUAUUCGCAGUUCAAUAACAGUGAGCAGUACAAGCUAUUAUGUACACCAGGUACUCACGGUACCGAAGGUCAGUCAGUCCAGUCAGGUGUGCGGCAUCGGCCUCAACUCCGCCAAGACCGGCAACCCCAGGAGAAGCUCAGACGGGGAAAUAUACAAAUUCCACCGGAUUACAAAUUCACACUACGCAGGUUUUUUUGUGGGGUUGUUGUGAUUGGAUAAUUGAAAAAUUGUGGGUGUUAACUGUGGGAAACAUGAAUGAACUCUUGACAGGUGGGCAGUACACUCCACGGACGUCGCCAUGUUGCUACAGUAGCCCAGAACGGACAAACCAAACACCGGCUCUAGAGAGGGCCGUUGGCGUUUUUCGCGCGUUUCACGGCCGCCGUAGUUUCUCCUGCACGCUUGGAAGGGGAGGGCGAGGCGAGCGGUGUUCAAAUGGUUGCAAACUGCAAGAUGUCACUAAAUCCUCCACACCUGACCUUUAACGAUAUGAGUGAAAGUUCAACUGAUGGUUUGAUGAUCUUUGGUCGAGUUCAGACACACAAACCGACAGCAGCAAAAGGUUUAUUUUGGUCCGCCGCCAAGUUACUCGCGGCAUUAAUGUUAAUUAGCAACAGCUGAUACGACCUGCUGCUGGUGACGUUCGUCGUUAUAAAAAUCGGUGAAAGUGACGGUCGGCGGCGUCUAAACGUGAGAAGCUGCUACCUGAAUGUUGUGUUCACUGAGCUUCGCUGAUAAGAAAGAGAGGAGAAAAGAUUCAGUAACAGGUUUGUUAGCUGUAACGCUAGCAUGCAGACGUGGACGAAACACACAGCAGAGUUCAGUAAUGAAAAGAGAUUUGAUCAGAUUUAUUUUAGCAGAUACUAAUCCAUUAAAAUACGUCGCUCGGGACAUCUCUAAUAAGCACCCUUGUUUUUAGACAAAUACACGGUACAUGCACGUUUACCAGCAGAUAGAAGUCAAAUUUUGUAAGAGCUGGAGUUUGCUCUGUUGUCAUGGAGACCGUUGAGCUGUUAUCACGUGACAAAGUAUGUAAUAUUGGUCACAUGACAACAGGUGGUUGGAGAAAGAUCAAAGAGGCCCUUCACAUCGAACACCAUAACCCCUGAUCUUUGUUCAACGAUGGUCUCUGAUCACGUGAUUACAACUAAAACAAUCACCAUGGCAACCGAGCAAACUCCGCCCACUGAUGAAGGCCAUACUUAACUUUUCCAUUAAGUGGAGAGAAUGUUUUUCUAAAAAUAAUCUUCCGAGUUUCAUUUCCUUCGCUCAUUUUAUUUGUUGUUAAAAUGUUUUAAUACUUUCUACUAUAAAAUUCAUUUUUAAAAUGUAAAAACUGAACGUUUUCUCAUCCACUGAAAAGAUGUAACAAAACAACCCCUAAAAGCAUUUUAUUUGCAUGGAUAGAAAUCAGGAGUUGCAGUGUCCCAUGGCUAGAAAAAUAAAAAAUAUUGAAUAUUAUCAGUAUUGGAUAUUCAUCAGAAUCAAAACAGCUGAAUGUGACUCAUUAUUCCUUAAAAUAAAUAGGUGGUAAAAACUAAAAAUAUGUCAUUUGUUUACAAAAUGAACACGACUCUGGGAUUUUGUGGCUUUUGUGUAAACUGAAUAAGGGAUUUGAGCAGAAACAAAGUCCAACCUUGGUAAAUUUGAACUAGUCAUGCGCUGCUAUUGAGGAAAAAUUAAUUCAACCUCUGGUCUGAUUUUUAAUGAACACAUUUCUUAACCUAACACCUACAAAUGCAGUGCAGAAUUCCCUCAUUAACAACAGAUUCCUCAUGAAAAUGGAAAACACAGACUGCACUCUCGCUGAAUUCGAAGUCCUUCGUGGUUUUUAAGUGUACAUAGGUAUCUCUGUUUGGCUCGUACAGCGCAGCCUCAGAGGUGAAAAGAAAAACAAGUCAAAAAUUGCUCUUCAGGGUAAAUGUGUUGCAAUAAUCAGACCCUCAGGACAGCAGGGUGGAGGUUUCAGCAACGCUACAAGACUUUAGCAAACACAAGAGAAGGAAUUUACUAUAUAACGAUGCUCUCAUUCCAGGUUGUACUACAAAUGCACACACAGCUUGUAAGACAAACAGGUAAACAUAUAGAUACACCCAAACACACAUUCACUCUGAACCAACUGCUGAACAAAACAAGUACAGUUAUGAAUAUUGUAUUGCACUUGAAGAUGAAAAAUCCAUUAUGACAAGAUAUUCUCUACUGAGUAUGAAGUACUACCAUCUUUGUGUUUUAAUUUCUACUUCCCCGCGAAGGUGGGGAGGUUUGCUCUUUGUAUAUCAGCCUGAUGUGUUUGUGAUUCUCUGUUUUCUUUCCAUUCAUGUCAUGUUCUAAUAAAUAAAACCCACACUGAAAAACA
Molecule: messenger RNA, 11364 nt
Organism: Siniperca chuatsi (mandarin fish)
Lineage: Eukaryota; Metazoa; Chordata; Actinopteri; Centrarchiformes; Sinipercidae
Product: poly(rC)-binding protein 4-like
Exons: 16
Coding region: 451-1971 (506 amino acids)
Biological process (GO): negative regulation of mRNA splicing, via spliceosome
Cellular component (GO): cytoplasm; nucleus
Molecular function (GO): mRNA binding
Source: RefSeq, a predicted model, not a curated record